AUGUACGACGUGAUAGUGGUUGGUGCCGGAGUGGUCGGGCCAUGCAUUGCCACAGUGAUGGCUAGGCAAGGCCGCAAGGUUCUGAUUGCCGAGCGGGAAUGGACAAAGCCAAACAGGAUUAUCGGAGAGCUGUUGCAACCGGCAGGCCUGAAAGCACUCAAGCAGCUGGGUAUGGUCGGUGCGAUCAACAAUAUAGAUGCAAUCCAGGUCGAUGGGUACUAUGUCUCGUACUACGGCCGCCAUGUGCAGAUCACGUACCCCGACAAGAGCGUCCUUGCUGAGAUCGACACCGAGCCCGUGCCCGGGGCUUUGAAGCUUGGAAAUGAGGACAAGCUGGAGACAGACAGCACUUUGAACAUGUCUGAAUGGGACCGCACGCCCACAGUCCGCGGAGUCGCCUUCCACCAUGGGGACUUCCUCAUGAACCUACGGGGUCUGUGCUUGGCAGAGCCGAACGUGACCAAACUGGAGGGCAACGUCACGGAGCUUAUCCGCGAAGACGGCAGGGUCGUAGGUGUGAAGGUUGCCGGCAAAGGAGAGUACCGCGCGAAGCUGGUGAUAUGUUGCGACGGCAUCUACUCGAAAUUCAGAAAGGAGCUCUACCAGGACAAGCAGCCGGAAAUCGAGUCGUAUUUCGUGGGUUUGGACCUCGAAGACGCCGAGCUGCCUCUCAAAAAUCACGGGCAUGUGAUACUCGGCAAGCAUGCCCCCAUUCUGAUGUACCAAGUCAGUCCCCGUCACACGCGGAUCCUGUGUUCGUACCGAAGCUCCCAGUUACCAAAGCAAAAGGAGGUUCUUGAGUACCUGAGAUCGCAGGUGCUUGUGUCCUUGCCUGAAAAGCUGAAACCAUCGUUCGAGAAGGCUUUGGGCGCCGAGCAGAACGUGUACAGAAGCAUGCCAAAUCAGUAUUUGACUGCCAAACCAAACACGGUUCCUGGCCUGAUCUACGUCGGGGAUUCGCUCAACAUGAGGCACCCGCUCACGGGCGGGGGCAUGACCGUUGGCCUGAACGACGCGGUUCUGCUGUGCAAGCUGCUGGCAGACGUUCCAAGCGACGAUUUCCUGGACGAGGGCGUCAUGCUAGAAAAAAUGCUCACCUUCCAUGGCGAACGCAAGCCGCUGGAUGCGGUCCUCAACACCCUUUCUAUUGCGCUCUACACCUUAUUUGCAGCGGAGUCGAGGUACCUCGAGCUUCUGCAACGCGGCUGCUUUGCGUAUUUCGAGCUUGGAGGCAAGUGUAUCUCGGAGCCUGUUGGGCUCUUAUCCGGCAUGCUGCAGUCGCCUGGUAUGCUGUUCUACCAUUUCUUCAGGGUUGCAUUCUACAGCUGCUACCUCAACUUCUGUGACAGAGGCCUUUUGCAAAGUCCGAUUGCUCUCUGGGAGAAUAUCUGCACCCUGUCUAUUGCCGCGUGCGUGCUACUGCCCUAUCUGAUUAAAGAAUUAAUGUAG
Ogataea haglerorum is the source of this 1449-nucleotide messenger RNA. RefSeq lists its product as uncharacterized. Gene Ontology annotation, molecular function: squalene monooxygenase activity; flavin adenine dinucleotide binding. Lineage: Eukaryota; Fungi; Ascomycota; Pichiomycetes; Pichiales; Pichiaceae. The transcript has a single exon. Gene Ontology annotation, cellular component: endoplasmic reticulum; membrane. The record is from RefSeq and is a predicted model, not a curated record. Gene Ontology annotation, biological process: ergosterol biosynthetic process. Bases 1 to 1449 code for a protein of 482 amino acids.